Messenger RNA from Helicoverpa zea (corn earworm), 1213 nucleotides. RefSeq names its product alpha-tocopherol transfer protein-like. The transcript is spliced from 6 exons. Gene Ontology annotation, cellular component: membrane. Bases 33 to 974 code for a protein of 313 amino acids. Gene Ontology annotation, molecular function: phosphatidylinositol bisphosphate binding. NCBI's taxonomy places the organism in Eukaryota, Metazoa, Arthropoda, Insecta, Lepidoptera, Noctuidae. The record is from RefSeq and is a predicted model, not a curated record.
CAUUACCAUUUGUCACCACAGUGGUACCCAAAAUGGUGUCGGUGUUACAAGACCGGAUUCUGGAAUUCCACCCAGACACACUGGAAUAUGCUAGGAGGGACGUGAAUUUGGAGAAGCAAGGAAGAAUUGAAGAAGCCGUGGAUAUUUUGGAUGAUUGGGUGAAAAAGCAGAGGCAUUUUGUGAAGAAAGAUUUUUCACGAGAUUAUUUAGAAAGAACUCUAAUAAGUGCCAAAGGGAUGGUAGAGCGAGCAAAACAAAGAAUAGACAAAUUAUGCACUUUCAAAACAUUGAUGCCUGAAUUGUAUCCUAAAACAGUUGUCAAGGACGACUUUGCUGUUCUUGAUAAUUAUGUGCGCUAUGCUCUUCUUCCAAAGAUGUCGAAGGAACACUAUAGGGUGUCUAUCUUCAACGUUAAGUCUGACGAUUACACAUCAGCACAUGUUCACAUCUUCUACAAAUAUGUCGUUGUGCUAAAUGAAUACGUAAGACUGCGAGAUUACAACUGUGGCUACGUUAUUGUAAUGGACUUCAGAGAUGUCAACAUACUGAACUUUAUGACCAAAUGCACUCCCCUUGAACUUCGCCAAAUCAUUACUAUAAUGACGGAAGGCUACGGAAUGAGGAUCAAACAAAUACAUAUAGUAAGCACAUCGAAAAUGGUGGAUACACUACUUGGCUUCCUAAAGCAGGCUUUGAGUACCAAACUGGCUGGCAGAAUACAUUUACACAAAGAUAAUGAAACUUUGUUGGAUUUCUUUCCAAAGGAAAUAAUACCUAAAGAGUAUGGAGGUGAGGAGAGGUCGGUGCAAACUCUAAAUGAUGAAUGGCGCGAAGCCGUGACUUCCAAAGACUUCGUGGAUUAUUUCGAAGAGAUGUACCAAGCGAAGACUGAUGAAUCUUGCAGACAGGCCAACAACUUCAAUGAACAGUAUAUCGGCAUGCCUGGGUCUUUUAGAGCUUUGAGCGUAGAUUAGGAAGUCUAAGUGUUGACUUCGAUAACCUAUCUGCGCUACUUAAAAAAAUUUAAGCGUAUUAUUUCAAGGUCGAUUUUUUUGAAUGAUUUUCAUGAUGCUGUGUCUCAGAGGAAAAUGCAGCUAGGUUCAAGUUCUAGUUUCUGUACUUUUUUUCGUUUCUUUUUCAGUUAUUAUAAAACUAAAGAUUUACGAAAAUAUUCAGCUUCAAGCAUGAAAAAAAAAACGUUAGUUUUUGUGAG